This is a messenger RNA of Leopardus geoffroyi (Geoffroy's cat), 1964 nucleotides long. RefSeq lists its product as uncharacterized. Bases 767 to 1891 code for a protein of 374 amino acids. The record is from RefSeq and is a predicted model, not a curated record. NCBI's taxonomy places the organism in Eukaryota, Metazoa, Chordata, Mammalia, Carnivora, Felidae. The transcript is spliced from 4 exons.
GGCGGGGUGGGGGGCCGGGUCUUAGGGAACAGCGGAUGUGGGAGCAUCAGAUCAGGUGUCAGGAUCCAGGAAAUGGUCAGGAGGCAACCGGGAGGAGGCCGCACAGGGGCUGGCGUCCUCAGUUGGUGAGCACCGUACCCCCGCCGGCCAUGCCUGAGAGCCACGGUGGGGGCUUCUCCAUCCUGGUAUGGGGUGGGGACAGGCCGGAGGAGAGGCUGCUGGGUGUGGGCAGCCAGCAAGCUGGAAGGGAGAGUGUGGCUCAGGCGCCCGUGGCUGCUGACGGCGUGGGGGUGGGCGUCCACUGUGUCCCACGAACCUCGGUCUUGGUUAGAGAGACAGCUUUUCUGAGAUGGACCCGGGGGCCACGUGCUGGGGCCAGGGGUCCCCUAGGGCCCACGGGGGCCUGGCCUGUGGGGUUCCCAGAAGUCAGCACCAAGUGUCCACCGUCACCCUGACCCUAGUGUGUCCACAGAAAGACAGGAGGUCGGCACGAGUCAGAGGCGGCUUUAUUAGGACUCAGAGGUGAUGUCACUGCUGGGGUGGGGCCAGGUCUGCUGGGGGACAAGGAACACCCCAGAGCUCAUGGGGCUGGUGCCGCUGGGUGCCCUUGUGCAACUGGGGUCAGGGCAGAUGUGGUGAGCAUCCCAGGUCCCUGAAUAAGCGGCCAGGCCAGGAGGAGGGGCUCGCCUUCCCCUGGCGCUUGUGCCAGCCACAGGGGGCACAGCUGGCUUGAGGUCAGCGUCCUGCCCGGAGAGGACCCUGGGUGAUGUCUAGGAAGGCUCAGCAGCAGGACUGGCCUGAGGCGGGGCCACAGCAGGCAGGGCGGGGGCACGCGGGGCGGCAGAGCAGGGACACGCAGGAGGCUGGGCGGCAGCAGGAGGAGGCAGGGGUGCAGCAGACGGGCUUGCACACGGGGCGGCAGAGCAGGGACACGCAGGAGGAGGGUCUGCAGCAGGGCCUGGGCUGGCAGCAGGAGGGGGCUGAGCAGGGGGAGUCCUCGCAGCACACAGGGGUGCAGGAAAAGAGCUUGCAGCAGACAGGGGUGCAGCAGACGGGCUUGCAGCACGCAGGGGUGCAGCAGUCUUCCUGGCAGGGGGAGGAGGGGCCGCACAGGAGGGUCAGGCAGGGGGCCGGGGCGCAGCACGGGGGCUCGCAGCAGCUCUCCUGGCAACUGUCCACCUGCCAGGAGGAUCCAGUGCAAGCACUGGGUGAGCAGACGCGGCUCAGGUCGCUGGAGCAGACGGACAGGGUGGACGCGGCAAUAACACAAGUCCUAGAGCAGCAGGGGUCAGCCAUGCUGGAGUUUUGUGCUGGGAGCCGAGCUGGACGGGGGUGUGUGUGGCAGGUGCGAGGGCGAGGUGCUCCGGGCCAAGGGCUUUUAUAUCCCUCCCUGGGGUGCUGUGCGUCGCCGGAGUCUCGACCGGACUUCCUUUUCCUUGUUAUUGCCGGCGUGUCUGCUGACGAUGCUGAUUGGUUUACCUCCUGCGAGAUGUUUGCGGCACCAUCUCCAAGACCCUGCGUGUGUCUGGUGGUGGCUCGUGUCCGGAAAGCAAAGCCUGGGAUGCAGAGUUUCCGUUGGUGGAGAGGCCGGUGGUUGGGUGUGUCCACUCCAUUUUUGCUUGUGUGUCUUUGGUGUGAAUUCCGGUCUCUGCAGGUGCUCCGCACGUGGCCCAGACCCUCCUCGCUGAACGAGGCUGUGUUGGCCGCAGGGGUGUCCCCUUGCCGGCUCCGCCUGCAGACUCGGGCAGGUGCGCCCAGCCCUGCCGAGUGCGUGCGACUCCCGUGGUCCGUUCCAGACCCUGUUCUUAAUUCCCUGCUUAUCUCACAGUUACCAAACGAUGUGCGUUAUUCUGUUCUCUCCCGAGUUUGCAGUUUCAUUAUUUUCUUUUAAUUUUUGACUUUUUUCCAGUUUUUAUGUUUAUCACCUGGUGCUCAUCGCAAGUGCCCUCCUUGAUCCCCAUCAC